AUGUACGUGUUUUUACGUGUACGUGUGUGUAGGAUAGACGGACGCAUACUCAGCAACGUGGGCACGCUGGUUGGCAGGUCUAUUCGUCAAGAGCAACUGGAUGAAAUCAACAGUGUGUUGGAGCGCGACUUCAUGAUUCGAGCCAUACAUGACGUGAAGGGAAUCGAUAUUGGCAGCAACCUCAUUAGAUACAAGGCUGAAGUUGAUUUCGAUGGGCGUGCUCUAACAAGAUCAUAUUUAGAAAAACACGAUCUUAAUGCCUUGUUGGAAGAUAUGAAAAAGAUCCAAACGAUCGACGACGUGGAAGCGUUCCUUUUGAAACAUGGCGAGAACAUUGUUGAUAUGUUGGGAGGUGAAAUAGAUAGGAUAGAAUUAAAAUUGAGGAAAAAGUUUCCUCAAAUUCGACACUGUGAUUUGGAGAUACUUUAAUGAUACCAUCUAUAAAAAGUUGUAAUCUAUUGUUUUAAAGUAGAGUGAUUACAGCAACAAUAAUGAAUAUUUAUAGGUUUCAAUGAUAGCCACAUUAGUAAAAUGAUACCAGAAAUCAUGUGAUAAGUUUUGACACCAAAAUAUAUUAAUUUUUGACACAUAAGCUAGAUGCUUGCGAUGUUCUAUGGAUUUACUCAAUGCGCCUCGAAUAAUAGGACAAAAAAUGAACACCCAAUAAAUGAGUUUUGUUUGAAGAAAUAUAAAUACUUCUAUGCAAGGGAUAGCCUUUUCUUCUUGUAUUAAUAUUUCAUCGAUUAUUUGAUCAGAAAACUUAUUUAAGAUUAUUAAAAUAACGGUUUAAAACUAUAUGUAAGGUUAUAUGGAGAGCUCGUGGCUUAUUUAUAUGUUAAAUAUUCAAUGUACUAAUUUAUAAUCGGUUCGGCUUUGAAAUUCCUCUUUGAAUACUGGGAAUACAUUGCUGCUUUAAAGUUUAAUUCUCUUUUACAUGAGAGAAGACAUUCCAUGUAAAACAGUGAAUGAUUUAUUUACCCAGGGACAAAUAAAAAAAUCAAUUUUCUUUUACUUCAAUGACAAACCAUCUUAUUGUUGUCUAAAAGGUUUUUCAGGGUAACGGUGGUAUUUAUAUAUAACCUAUAUAAUACAUAUUUACAAUUGGGUUUUAACUACUAAUUUAAUAAAUCUAAAGACAAAAAAAAAACUUGUAUGCUUAUCCCUAAAAAUAUUAUAAGAGAAAUAGAAUAAAUAGGAAAUUUGUGUUGCAACUACUGAAUCCUAUAGAUAUAGCAAUAAAUUUGCAUAAAUAAUAGAUAUAUCUGUAUAUUUGUUUCAUUUUUGUCCUGUCCAUAAUUUCUUAGCUGUAACCUGAUUUCUGUGAUGUUGUAUAUAAAUUGAUAUGCUUUAUUGUUAAGUUUAGCGUAUUAUUUAAGAAACAUUGAUUUGUAAAUAAAUCUGUUACAU
Zerene cesonia (dogface butterfly) is the source of this 1407-nucleotide messenger RNA. Its product is annotated as zinc transporter 9-like. NCBI's taxonomy places the organism in Eukaryota, Metazoa, Arthropoda, Insecta, Lepidoptera, Pieridae. The transcript is spliced from 5 exons. Gene Ontology annotation, molecular function: monoatomic cation transmembrane transporter activity. The record is from RefSeq and is a predicted model, not a curated record. Gene Ontology annotation, biological process: zinc ion transport. The coding region runs from base 1 to 429 and encodes 142 amino acids.